AUGGUGGUUCUGGGGUUAAUUAAUACUGCCCUAAUCGUCCCCCCUCUGCUCUUUUCUAGAUUCUUGCCUGGAAGGGGGCUUGUGAUCUAUCCAGAAAUCGGGGACAAGCUGGACAUCAUCUGUCCCAAGGCGGAGCCUUCUAGACCGUAUGAGUACUACAAGCUGUACCUGGUGAAGCGGAGCCAGGCAGAUUCCUGCAGCACCGUCAUGGACCCGAAUGUGCUGGUGACCUGCAACAAGCCUGAGCAGGAGAUCCGUUUUACCAUCAAGUUCCAGGAGUUCAGCCCCAACUACAUGGGCCUGGAGUUCAAAAGGCAUCAGGAUUACUUCAUCACGUCCACUUCCAAUGGGUCUUUGGAAGGUUUGGAGAACAGAGAAGGUGGGGUCUGCCAAACACGGUUCAUGAAGAUCAUCAUGAAAGUGGCACAAGAUCCCAACGCUGUGAUGCCAGAGCAGCUGACGACCAGCCGGCCUAGCAGGGAAUCUGACAAUAGUGUGAAAAUGGCCACACGGAGUCCGCGCCACAGAUUCCCACCUGCUGCGGAGGACCCUGGGAAGCCAGAUCCCGUUAACCAAGAUGGCCAAAAUACUCAGAGCCCCACAGGUGGACUCUUCAGCUCCAAAGUGGCGGUGUUUGCGGCCAUUGGUGCCGGCUGCGUGGUCUUUGUCCUCAUCAUCAUCUUCUUGGUGGUCCUCCUGAUCAAGAUCCGCAAGCGGCACCGGAAGCACACCCAGCAGCGCGCAGCAGCCUUGUCCCUCAGCACCCUCGCCAGCCCCAAGUGCAGCGGCAACGCCGGGUCUGAGCCUAGUGACAUCAUCAUCCCCUUACGGACUACAGAGAACAAUUAUUGCCCUCACUACGAGAAAGUGAGCGGGGACUACGGCCACCCUGUCUACAUUGUCCAGGAAAUGCCUCCUCAGAGCCCAGCCAACAUUUACUACAAGGUUUGAGGAGCCAACAGAAGAGCACUUAAAACCAGAGGGACCGGGGGGGGGGGGGACAACCCCUCCCCGCGUGGUGUGCUUGCACUGAAGAGCCGCCUCGUACGGGAUCCAGGCAAGGGCCUGGGCAGGCACUCCUCUCUCUCCUUUAGCAUUUAGCUUUGUAGUUUGGAGCGGGGGCAGUCCCAGGACUCCGGUGGGGGCGGGGCAGGGGGAGCCUGGCCAGCAUCCUUCUCCGAGCUCCAAGGUAGCCCCACAGCAAGUUCAGUGGCCCACGGCUCGGGCUCUGUGCCUUUCAUCACCUUAACCAUGUGUGACGGUCUCCAAGAACUCCCCUCCCAGCUUUUCAAGCCCCUGUUUUUAUUACGUUAUGUAUUGGGGGGGGGAAGGGGGGCCCCCAGGGCCUGGAGUUCUGCAGCACUGGGGAAAUCUGCCUGGCAUUGGUAUAAGAUGAAAGAUGGGAAUCCUCACAGGGAGGAGACUUGUCUGGCCCCAACUUUGUACUAUUAUAAUUAUUUUAAAUAUUUUUGUACCUUUUUAAAACACUUUGUGAAAUGUCGGAACUCUAAGCCUUUGAGCCUGAGCCUCUUUGUCUCAUCUUUCUGC
This is a messenger RNA of Gekko japonicus, 1548 nucleotides long. It is a transcript of the gene EFNB1, whose product is annotated as ephrin-B1. Gene Ontology annotation, cellular component: plasma membrane. Bases 1 to 951 code for a protein of 316 amino acids. Gene Ontology annotation, biological process: axon guidance; ephrin receptor signaling pathway. NCBI's taxonomy places the organism in Eukaryota, Metazoa, Chordata, Lepidosauria, Squamata, Gekkonidae. The transcript is spliced from 4 exons. Gene Ontology annotation, molecular function: ephrin receptor binding. The record is from RefSeq and is a predicted model, not a curated record.